Messenger RNA from Carassius auratus (goldfish), 4024 nucleotides. RefSeq names its product molybdate-anion transporter. Gene Ontology annotation, molecular function: molybdate ion transmembrane transporter activity. NCBI's taxonomy places the organism in Eukaryota, Metazoa, Chordata, Actinopteri, Cypriniformes, Cyprinidae. Gene Ontology annotation, cellular component: membrane. Bases 327 to 1772 code for a protein of 481 amino acids. Gene Ontology annotation, biological process: molybdate ion transport. The record is from RefSeq and is a predicted model, not a curated record. The transcript is spliced from 3 exons.
UAACCCGGAAACACACACACGGAUGUGGUAGAGGAGGUAGGCGAAUAUUGAAGGCGUUUAUGCUGCAAAGUCAUCUGAAAUCAUUGCAUAAAAACACAUUUUAUCUUCCAAACUCAGAGGAGACUUUUUUCAAACCCUUAAGGAGAAUGUCAAAAUUAAGAAGUCAACCCCUUCAGUCUGUUAUGAUGUUUGGCUCAUCCAGGAGUUAAUAUUUUUUGAAUGCCACAUGAUGAAGAAUGUAACUUUUGAUGAGUUUCACUGGACCAAGAACUGUAUGAGGAUGCUGAAUUAAGAUUUGGGAAUUCUCCGGUCACCUUUUGUCCAUCAUGUUUGUGACAGCAUACCUUGCAUUUAUAGUCCUGACGGGACUGUGUGUGACUUUAGAGAUCACAGCCCGCCGACUCAACUCGUCCCAGGCCACACAGACAGCGGUCGCCAAUCCGGCUUUCCGUCAGUUCCAGAAGCUCUUUCUGAAGGCAUAUCUCCUGGCCCUCUGGGCAGACUGGCUGCAGGGACCUUACCUUUAUAAACUCUACCGACAUUACAACUUCCUGGAGUCUCAGAUUGCCAUCCUGUACGUAUUCGGUCUAGCUUCUUGUGUGCUAUUUGCUCCAGUGGCCGGAUGGCUACCACAGUUUCUGGGGCGGAGACAGACGUGUCUCCUCUUCUGCCUGACUUAUUCUGUCUGCUGCAUUACCAAGCUGUCACAAGACUAUUUUAUACUUAUACUAGGACGUGUUUUAGGAGGCCUGUCCACCUCUUUGCUAACCACUGUGUUUGAGGCCUGGUAUGUGCACGGUCACGUUGACGUCCAUGAUUUUCCCAAAGAGUGGAUUCCUGUUACCUUUGGUAAAGUCGCAGAUUGGAAUCAUGGACUGGCAGUAGGUGCCGGGCUGGUGGCAAACUUGUUUGCCGAAUGGCUUGGGUUGGGACCGGUUGCUCCAUUUCUCCUGGCGAUCCCUAGCCUUGCUGCCUGCGCCUGGUUUGUGCUGUCCGAAUGGGGUCAGGAGGAUAAACAAGAGGGUGCCAGUGGAGACAAAAAUGCCCCCCUUCUCAACCCUCUACAUGCCCCCAAGUUGCAAAUGUCAACAUGGGCCCGUUUUUGGCGAAGCUGUCUGGACGGGCUGCGCUGCUUGCUGUCGGACCGCCGUGUUCUGCUUUUAGGUGGCGUUCAGGCUCUUUUCGAAAGCGUGCUCUAUAUUUUUGUAUUUCUUUGGACACCUGUACUGGACCCACAUGGCCCGCCGUUAGGAAUCGUGUUUUCCUGUCUAAUGGCGGCCAGCAUGGCUGGUUCCACACUUUUCCGGCUGGCCACGUCAGCCCCAUAUCGACUCCAACCUGGUCAUCUGCUCUGCCUAGCUGUUCUGCUAGCUUUCUUCUCCUUCUUCAUGCUGACAUUCUCCACUGUGCCCGGUCAGCCCCGGCCGAGGGAAUCUCUGCUAGCCUUCCUUCUGCUAGAACUAGCCUGCGGGCUUUAUUUCCCAGCGGUGAGUUUUCUCCAAGGCCGAGUGGUUCCCAUGGAGCGCAGAGCCGCCGUGCUGGCCUGGUUUCGUUUGCCUCUUCACCUCCUUGCUUGUCUGGGGCUGCUGGCUCUUCACGGGGAGGUGUCUGGGGCCGGUGCGGGGGAGGCUGGCAGUGGCACCAGACACAUGUUUGCAGGAUGUGCGGGGAUGAUGCUGGCCGCUCUGCUUGCUAUCGUCAGCCUUUUCACCUUGGGCAGGAAUGAUGCCGACCUGAGACUAGAGGGGACCAAAUUAGAGGGAGAAAUCUGAGUUGUAACAAGAUGGACACUGGAUUUCAAUAGGAGGACUUUGGUUUUAUAUGCUGUUCUUUUUCUUUAUGAAUGCUGUUUUAGUUAAAUAAUUGUAUUCAUGGGUUAAACAAAUCAUAAAGUACAUGGUUUAUUUUUUUUCUUCUGAUUGCAAUUGUUAAUAGAACCAAUAAACUCUUUAAAAUCUGCAAAUUUUAAAAAAAAUUUUUUUUAUCAAUCUGCCAUCCAGCCAGAAAAGCAAGAACAGAUGUUUAAUUUUAUGCUUAAUAGGAAUGUAAUCUUGGAUUUAAUAUUUUUUGUCCACUUAUUUUGUUUUGAAUUAGAACAGUUUUUGUAUUUCUUUUUAGAACUAACUGAUCAUGGGACUCAUUGAUCUGAGCUUAUCCUUCUCCAUUUUUGAGUAAAAACAAGAAUUUUUUUGGAUAAUUUGGAGGUGGAGAAAAAAAAAUGGAGGUGCAUAAAUUCAGAUUAGAGAGGCCCACAAUUGAUCAGUUCCAAAAAGAAAUACAAAUCCUGUGCUAAUUGAAAGAAAACAAGUUGAUAAAAAUAUUGAAUACAAUAUUCGGUAAUAACAUAAUUAAAGAUAUGAAUCUUUUUGUUAUUAUUAUUAUUUAUACAAAAAAAUGACCAGGAACUCCUGGUAAAUGUAACAAGAUGUAGGAGUUGUAGGAGUUGUUUUACCCGUUUGUCCAAUGCGAUAACAUUAACUAGCAUUUUUGAGUAUAAAAAUAUCCUCUCUGGGUUAAAAUGACCAAAACACCACAAGAGUGUUUUUUAAAAUGGCGGUAACCUGGGGUUAAGUGCAUUGUGAAAAGCCAUAGAAAUGUAUUUCUUAUUUUAAAAAAAUCUUUUUUUAAAAUGAGUCUAUUAUUGUGCUGCACACAGACCAUUACAUAGAGGUUAAUGUAAGCAUUUUCUUUUAUUGAAAUCAAUGGCAACUGAACAAAUUAAGGCUCGUGAACAAACAUUUUAGAAAGCACUGUAAAUAAAUGCAUAUUUUAAAAAUAUAAAAAUAAAAAUUACAAAAUAAAAAAUCUAUUGUGAAUGACCACAGACAUCAAUAUAUUUCUCAUGUAUUUAACUUCCAGUCAUUCCGGUUCAGAGUAGGAAUCACCUCUUAUCGCAAUUCAUAACAAACAUCCCAGAUUAAGUACAUUUCUAUGUGAGAAUCAACGUGCCGAGAGAUUCAUCUCAGAAAUUUUACUAUACAUUUGUUGUGGUUAUAGUAUUGAAAAUGAGUAACAGCAGUACAUAAAAUGAAAUCAUAGAGUAUUAAUGCAUCUUCACAGUUGUAUAUGGCUUGUGUGUGAGGUGGUAUAGAACUCUCAUACAAUGUUUAUAAUUCAGGUAUAUUCUUGUGUUUACUGCAUGGCAAACAUUUAAUGUUCUCUCACAGUUUAUUCUAAGUCAAGUUGAGUUUAAUGUACAAGUGAACAAUACUGGAAAACUUACAAAGAAAGAAAAACGUAUCAUUUUCUUUGGUUAUAAACCCAUUAAAUUAAAUAGUGGCAUGCAAGGGAUAUACUAGUUUAAAUGAUGAACUGAUUUUUAUUAUAAGUUAUUCUAUUGAAUAUCAAGGUUCAGGCUCAGAACUGGAACUUGACAUUGACAUUUUAUUCCACCUCCAUUUCAAGAACUUUACUCAUCAAGUUACUCGGUAGACUUUUGAGGACUUUGCUAGUGAUGAAAAAAAAAAAGAAACAAUUAAAUAGGAAAGAAAAUGCUCAGAUUGGCAGUUUUAUGAGGAACAUUCUGUUCUCUUCAGUGUUUUUGGUUUUUGCAUUCUUGGUAAAGUGUAAUAUUCUGAAAAUGUAGGCCUGUAAAAUGUUUGCAAUCACUGAUUCUUCACCGAAUGCCGAAACAAAUAGUUUCAGACCAGAAAAUUGUCAUGCUAACAGCGAUGUGUUGCAUUCUGCUAAUAAACAAUGUUUCAGCGGUGAUCUGCACUAAAAAGUGAAUCUUUAGAUACUGAGAAAUUUUCAGAAUGGUUUGAUAAUUCUAAGUUUCUAAAAAUCAGAAAUGCAAAGUGUUUGGAAACCCAUCAAUUGCUGAUAAUAAAAAAAUAAGAAACAUUAUUUUGGGCUUUAAGUUGGCUUGGCCUUUGUGCUGUACCAUAUAACUGAUUUAACCUACAGGUGUCCUAAAUGGCAGAAUGUGCAGUGUUUAUAAUCUGGACAGAACAACAGAACAUAGUAAUGCUGUAUGCAAGCCUAAAAUGAAUAAAAUAAAUAACCAGUAAAUCUUAAAAAUAAU